GCAGGACUAUAGCAUGAGGCGAAGACCACACAAUCCAUCAUUAUCAUGAGGACACCCAAAUUGGAAGCCCUAGCUCAAACACUAUUCAAAUUGCAAUCAUACAUAAGACUAAUUUAAUUGAUUCAAAAGAAGGUUUAAACACAACAUUAUUUUGAUAAAAGCCAUUUAACAUAAUUUUAGUGUAGAGAGGAAAUGGGAAGAAGGCAUGGAGGGGGAGGGGAGGAAACCAAAGGCUGUGUUCAUGGCCUUCGGCACCAAAGGCGACGUUCACCCUAUUGCUGCCAUUGCUUCAGCUUUUGCUAGUGACCAAAAACAGUACCAUGUGGUUCUAAUAACUCAUUCAGCACACAAGAACCUAACUGCUCAUUUGGCAGGAAAAAAUGUUGCUUAUUUUCCAAUUUCAUCUCCACCAGUUCUUUCUAUCCAUGAAAAUCAUGACACUGAAGGUUCCCUGGAGUCUUUUUCUCUGCAGAAAAGAAUAAUUACAAGAGAACAUAGACAAGAAUGCUUUUCAGUGGUUGAAACGAUCUUUGGGGAAGAACCAAGCAUGGAGGGUGAUUUUAUUGUGAUAAAUUUCUUUGCAUUGGAAGGGUGGAGCCUUGCAGAACUUUUUCAUGUGCGAUGUAUUGUUGCUGCUCCUUAUGUUGUUCCUUAUAGUGCUCCUUCAUCAUUUGGGCAUCAUUUCAGAAAAGAGCUUCCCCUUUUGUAUGAAUAUCUUCAAGAAGCUCCCACUGAUAAGGUUUGUUGGAAAGAUGUAACCCACUGGAUGUGGCCGCUUUUCACUGAAGAUUGGGGAUCGUGGAGAAGUGAUGACUUGAAUCUAAGCCCCUGGCCUUUCACAGAUCCAGUAACAGGUCUUCCAAUGUGGCAUGAUAGGUAUCCGUCUCCUGUGCUAUUAUAUGGAUUCAGCAAAGAAGUUGUUGAAUGCCCUGGUUAUUGGCCUUCAAAUGUUCGGGUUUGUGGCUUUUGGUUUCUGCCUAUGGAAUGGGAGUUUUCAUGUAACAAGUGUGGAGAAAUUUCAGCUUCAAUUUCUUUAAGGCGAGUAAAUGCAGAAGUUGAAAUGUGCUCUGCACAUACCAUGUUGCAAUCUUUUCUGAAGACCCCUGCACCAAUGCCACCUGUUUUCAUAGGUCUGAGUUCUGUUGGAAGCAUGGGUUUUUUGAGGAACCCCCGAGAAUUUCUUCAGGUUAUCCUUACUGUUUUGGAUAUCACAAAUUAUAGAUUUAUCCUUUUCUCGGCUGGCUAUGAACCAUUGGAAGCAGCAGUUAAAGUAAUUGCUGCUGAAGCAUCAUCAAGUUUGGAAAGGAGAGAGUCCAGUGAAGAUGGGAUCUUUCUCUUUGGUGGCAGACUUUUUUGCUUUUCUGGUACCAUGUCAUACAACUGGUUGUUCCCAAGAUGCAGUGCUGCAAUUCAUCAUGGUGGCAGUGGAUCUACAGCUGCAGCACUAAAAGCGGGAAUCCCACAGGUAUUAUGUCCAUUUAUGCUGGAUCAGUUCUAUUGGGCUGAGAGGAUGUUCUGGCUUGGAGUUGCCCCAGAACCACUGAAAAGAAACCACUUGUUUCCAGACAAAAAUGAUGGCACAAGCAUCAGGGAAGCUGCUGUUGUGUUAUCAAGAGCCAUAGAUUAUGCAUUAUCUCCUAAAGUGAAAGCACGUGCAUCAGAAAUAGCUGAGAGAAUUUCUCUUGAGGAUGGAGUAUCAGAAGCAGUGAAGAUCCUGAAGGAAGAGAUUACUUGUAAAAAUUCUACAAACUCCUAGCACUUUUGGCCUUUUGAUCUUCAUUUCAUAUUAAGCCAUUGACUAGUUGUGAACCCCAUGAAUAUACGUAAAACUCUCUGUUAUAAAUUAUAACUAGGAAUUGUAUGAAAUCAUAUAAAACUUAGGUGAAAGAAAAACCAGUAAGAAAUUGAUGUAACUUCAGAGAAAA
Messenger RNA from Vitis riparia (riverbank grape), 1925 nucleotides. Its product is annotated as sterol 3-beta-glucosyltransferase UGT80B1. The record is from RefSeq and is a predicted model, not a curated record. Bases 206 to 1756 code for a protein of 516 amino acids. Gene Ontology annotation, molecular function: UDP-glycosyltransferase activity. The transcript is spliced from 16 exons. NCBI's taxonomy places the organism in Eukaryota, Viridiplantae, Streptophyta, Magnoliopsida, Vitales, Vitaceae.